Messenger RNA from Purpureocillium takamizusanense, 7357 nucleotides. RefSeq lists its product as uncharacterized. The transcript has 3 exons. The record is from RefSeq and is a predicted model, not a curated record. Gene Ontology annotation, molecular function: protein binding; glycosyltransferase activity. NCBI's taxonomy places the organism in Eukaryota, Fungi, Ascomycota, Sordariomycetes, Hypocreales, Ophiocordycipitaceae. Gene Ontology annotation, biological process: protein O-linked glycosylation. Bases 614 to 3976 code for a protein of 1120 amino acids.
CAUACAACGUGUGCCUCGUUGACAACAACCAGCUUCUCACACUCAUCAUCGGAACUCCGACAACUCGAAUACUGCCCUCGUCAGCUUCGGUCCAUCGGAACAGCUUCGUGCUUCCUUGGCCGUCGGCCAUCUCAAUCUCGCCGUAUCGCCGAACGAUACCCCCGCUGUCGUCAUCACCACCCAGUUCCACGCUAUCAGUGCCAUCGAGCUUUGGGGGAACUUCUGCCAACGAGAAACAGGCCUUGCCGAACUCAACAGCAAGAGACGGUGAGGCUGUAUGCCGGGUACAAGUUUCAGGGUCGAAAGAGGACUUGGUGUCGCUGCGACCUCAGCUUCUGCACGGAGUCGUGCUCCGCGCCACCGCAGAUAGGCCGCCCCGAUCCAUCACUAGGUGUCACAGGCAGUGAAGGCUGAAUAUCGGCUUCAGCAAGCACCUCACACCAAUACCGGCGCAGCCCUCCGGCUCCAAAUGCCUGUCCCAUCCUCACCAUCCAUGGCCAUGCGUUGAGCGGUAGGCCAAGAGUGGUUGCUGACCUCUCAGCUGUCUUCGUUGUCUAUCCAUCCUCGCCUACCGUUGCCCGCCAGACUCGCUCUGUAUCUAUUGGCUUUAGACAUGUUGCCUGCUGCGCUUCAGAUGCAUACUCGUCCAGAGCCGCCACCGCCCGCCUUCGAUACCUUCUCCGGGACGAUUGAUUACGAUGCCCAAGAACACGAUCUUCGUCCCCUCGAGGGCAUUGCGGCAUCACACCGACGCUCUUUUCCCAUUCGAAUAACGCAGACGCAUUUACACCCCUACCCGCACGAUCAUCAGAGCGCGAAGCCCCCCCCGGUCUUGGAGCUUCCAGAGUACAAGCUUCGCAGGAAGACACCGAGCGGCACCGUCGACGCGGCGUAUGAUGGCUCUCCGGUGCAGCCCGUGCCGGGACCACCUCCAUUCAAGCAAAUGAUAUUACCCGUCACCGGAACUACACGACAACGAGCCCCGGCCCAUGCCGGACAAUAUCCCUCCCGGCCGUCUUGGACUGCGGGGCAUGUGCCGCGUGGUCAUGAACAUGAUCCGGCUGUUCCUCCGUGGGCCAUGCACAUCCCACAAGCGCAAUUCGCAUUCUCUCAUGCUCAGGGCAUAGAUCACCGGCCGACGCAGCUCAGUCUCAAUCACAAUCCAGCGCCAUUCCGCAUGGAAGUACAACAGCCUGUUUUACGAGCGAAUGAAUACAAUGUCCGGGCCAUUUGCCCUCCGCCAUUUCCUAUAAAUGGAUCAUUUCCUUUUGGCCACAUUGCAUGGCAACCUGGAUCAUCGCCUUGGGCUUACCGGGGCUUCGACCAGUCUCCGGCCAUGACACUUAACCAUGGGCCACCAAAAAUUGUCUCUGAUGGACGUCCCGUCCUCUACGACUUGACAGGUCAUUCAGCCCCAGGCUGUUGGGCCGGUCCCAGCAAUCCUCACCGCGGGUCUGAGCCCAUCGUCUACGACACCAGUACUUGGAACGUCAACCAGGCACCGUUUUUGGCGCGAACACCGCUCAGUACAGCUCCGAGUAAUGCCCCUGGCUUUAAAGAAAAGGCGCUCUCGCACGCCCACCAGAGCUAUGUAGAUCUGUUGGCAUUUCUGCAAGCGAGUGGACGAGCCAAUCCUUUGAAGACGACAUCAGGCCACGGUGCACCACACAGGCUCUCUGUGUAUCCAAGACCCAGGAAACCGGUUAUCCGCUCGUCCUGGGAUCAUCGGCUAAGCGGCGGCACCACCACAGAUUUCCGUGGUUUCCCUACCUCGGAUGGUAUCAUAGGUAGCAGCCGGCCUGGAGACCACCCUAUGCCAACACUAGAAAACUGUGCCGGGUCAAGUCCACCGGGCGGACACGUCGUACCCUCCCCUAGUCUCGAUCUCUCUGGCGGAGCGCAAUUAUUCUCCCCUGGGCAGCAGGCCCCAGCGUCCUAUUAUUCUUCUUUCGCCGGCGCAUCACCAGCUGACAAUGCCAGAGCGUCAGCCGAGAUUCUUGAGAGCUUGUGUGAGCAGAGUGGGUGGAAAUGGGUGGAUGGUAUGCUACUCGGCGGUUGCCUGCACUAUGGCUUGGAGCGAUAUGAGGAAGCGCUGACGUGGUUCUCGCGAAUUAUUGCUACAAACCCGAGCCACGUUGAAGCCAUUACAAAUACGGCCGCCACGCUGUACUGCCUCAACAGGCAAGACGAGGCAGAGAGGCAUUGGCUCAAAGCGGUGGAGUUGCGCCCCAGUUACUUGGAAGCCACAGAGCAUCUAGUUGGUCUUCUGUAUAAGAAACGCAGCGAGGAGGCUGUGGACAUCAUAACUCACGUACAGCGCGCCCUGAAACUGGUUCCGCCCUCGGUUGGCGACGAGACCAGCUCAUGGGGCCAGGGUUAUGGAUCUAGCGGGUAUGCGUUACCGGGUGCUGAGAAUGGACGCAUUCUUGCCUUGGUCCAUGCCAAGGGCACUAUGCUCUACAGUCUCAAAAACACCGAAAAGGCCGCCGAAGCAUUCGAGGAAGCCGUGUUGAUCAGCGCGGGUAGGAACCUAACUGGAAUCCAGGAUCUGAUACGAAAAAUUCAGUCCUCUCUAUCGCCGGAUUCGGGCGAUUCUGCUACUGCAAAACAGGUCGACCAAUCACUCCGUCCAUUAAUGCUGCCGCCGGAAAGGGCCCGGCGCACGGCGCAGCUCGUGUUUUCUGGGGGUGGCGAGUUACCCGGCCUGACGUCCAUGCGAAAUGGACCUGCCCGACGGGCUGCGGUGCAGACGACAAGCAACUCGCUGCUCUCCCUCGCUAAGAUAUUCCAGGACGCCAUGUCAAGUGGUAGCGCCUCUCCUGGCAUUCUUCGAAGGUCAUCCAGUGUUGGUGAUAUCUUGGCCCUCUAUUACCUUUCACUCUCCCUACAGGAGAGCCCUUCGACAGCCAACAAUGUCGGGAUUCUGCUUGCGGGUGUCCAGCAAGUCGCAGCACCUUUUUCAAGGGCAGCGAGCAGAGAUCCCUCCACUCCAGGGGUGCCGGGGAUCAGUCCAGGAAGUGGCAUGGCCCUUGCCCUCGCAUACUACAAUUACGGGCUCCGUUUGGAUCCAAAGCACGUCCAUCUGCAUACCAACCUCGGAAGCUUAUUGAAGGACAUUGGUCAGUUGGAUCUCGCCAUACAGAUGUACGAGCGCGCUGUUUCUUGCGACGGGACUUUCGAUAUUGCCUUGACAAACCUCGCAAAUGCUGUCAAGGAUAAGGGUCGCAUCAAUGACGCCAUUUCUUAUUACAGAAGGGCCGUGGCUUCAAACCCAAAUUUUGCAGAGGCAGUCUGUGGCCUCUUGACAGCCUUGAACUCUGUGUGCAACUGGCGCGGUCGCGGCGGCGUCAUCUUGGAUGGCGGAAAGUAUGACCGUUGGCACGUCGAUGAUGAUGGAAAACUCCUUGAUUCGAACGCAAGCGGUCGAGGGUUUGGCUUAACGAAACGAGUCGUUGAUAUCGUAAAGCAACAACUCAGGGACUCGGCGUGCUGGGGCAGGCACACCCUCCAGGGCUCUGCCCCCUCUGCUUUGGCAGCCGAGCUUCAGCGUCACUGCAGCGAUCCUUCAUUCAAGCUGCGAGAGGCUCUGAACUCGUGGGCAGGCCAACCCUGGGAAGGAUCCCGCGUCCUGCGACUCGUUGAGCGGUCCACGCGGGUGAUACUUCGCGAGUGGUAUCUGGAUCGUUACGUGGCCAAACGAGAGGUCAGGUCAUCGUAUUCUCGGCCGCGUCUUCCCCCGAGUCUCACGGUCCCCUCGGCCCCGACCGUACUCCCUUUCCACACAUUUACAUGCCCCUUGACUGCUGGCGACAUUCGGGCAAUUUCCCAACGGAAUGCCAUGCGCAUAUCCUGUUCUACUUUGCGGGCACCGUGGCUUCCGUACACCGUCUACCCGCCGCCACCUCCACCAGAUCCCCACCUCAAUAUCGGAUACAUCUCAUCGGAUUUCAACAAUCAUCCAUUAGCUCACUUGUAAGAAGUCCCGCUGUGCACUCCAACCGCCUUCUCCACUUGUUCGUGCUGGAUUGAGAGGCUUGGGUUUGGCCGAGACGGCGGAUCUUUUAACUAACAUGGCAUGUCCUCAGGAUGCAAUCCGUUUUCGGUUUUCAUAAUCCAACUCGCGCGAGAGCUUUUUGCUACGCGACGACCCCAAGCGACAACUCCAUUCACAGACAGCAAAUUGAAAGAGAGGCACCAGUAUUUCGGGAUGUAAGCGCCUGGCCGCCGGAGAGACUGAUCGAGCAAAUUGUCCGAGAUGGCAUCCACAUCCUAGUCAAUCUCAACGGCUAUACCCGGGGGGCACGUAAUGACAUAUUUGCUGCCAGGCCUGCUCCAAUUCAGAUGUCCUUCAUGGGCUUCGCUGGCAGUCUUGGGGCGGAGUGGUGCGAUUACAUCCUCGCCGACACAACCGCUAUCCCCCCCAGUACGCUUCGGCCGUGGCGCCGCAAUGUCGACAUCGAGGACAUUACUCGAGACGAUUCAGAGAGCGGCGAGGGAGAAUGGGUGUAUGCGGAGAAUAUCAUAUUCUGUCGCGAUACCUUCUUCUGCUGCGACCACGCCCAGUCUUGUGACAGCAGUGAGAGGGCAAUGUCUUGGGAAAAUGAGAAGAAACGCCGUUGGGCUAUGCGAAAGCAGCUUUUUCCCGACAUGGCGGACGAUGUGGUCAUCCUCGGAAAUUUCAAUCAGCUUUACAAGAUUGAGCCAACCACUUUCCGGUCUUGGCUCCGGAUCCUAGCUCGUGUUCCAAAGGCUGUCCUCUGGCUCCUCCGGUUUCCGGAGGCGGGCGAGGGCAAUCUGCGGACGACGGCCAGGGCGUGGGCAGGGCCGGACGUGGCAAGUCGCCUGAUUUUUACCGACGUUGCACCCAAGAGCCAGCAUAUCGCUCGCGCCAGGGUGUGCGAUCUCUUCCUGGACACACCGGAGUGCAACGCCCAUACCACGGCAGCGGACGUUCUCUGGUCGAGUACACCGUUGCUGACGCUCCCACGAUACCCGUACAAAAUGUGCUCGCGCAUGGCAGCAUCGAUCCUCCGCGGCGCAUUACCCCGGACAGCCGACGGGCAACGCGCCGCAGGCGAGCUGAUUGCCGAGAGCGAGUCUGCGUAUGAGCAGACAGCGGUAGCACUUGCCUGCGGGCUCUCGUAUGCAAAGCCCGGGCAGGCCGAAUACUGUGAAGGCCACGGCAGACUAGCAGAACUUCGAAAGCUACUAUGGGACAGCAAGUGGCGCUGCGGAUUGUUCAACACUCGACGUUGGGUAGACGACGUUGAGAGCGCCUACGAGGAGGCUUGGCGGCGGUGGGUCGAUGGGGUCGGUGGCGACAUAUACCUCUGACGCGAAUACUACUAUACUAGUAGCAGUAAUGCUCUGUCACGGUGCGGGGGCCCUGUCAAGGCUGUCGGGUAAGCGAGGGGCUCCUGCGAGGCUAUUCGCCUUGGAAAUGAACGACGACAAUGACAAUGAUUGAUGACAACGGGGCCGGUCGCUGCGCCCGAAAGCGGCGAAUCAAAGCCCCCUAUUACCUGUUCCCCCAGCCUGGCUUCUUUUGGUGGGAAUUUCAUGCAAAAAGUGGGCCUGUUUUCCUGCACUUUGUUCCCGGGCAAUGCAUCGCGAUGCGACCUCGAAAUGCCUGACGGCACCCCCGAAGGGUACAGCACAUAGAACCUUAUACCGCCUUGGGUAGCCAACGAUAGCCGAGAACCGCAUGCAAGCAGGUUCAGUAGUCCUUCCCCACCACGCCUACAUAGAACCCCGAGCAAAGACCGGCGCCUUGAUGUGGAGCGAGAGUCCAAGUGCUUACCAUGUCAGGAGUCUGGCCAUGAAUGACUUGGCCAAAACACUGCAACCCCGACCGAUACUGGUGUCUUUGCUGUCACGAUCGAGGCUCCGCAGCAUCAGUCCCCCAGAACACAUGAUCACCGGCCGGGCAUGAUCACACACAAAGUCUAGUAACAGCACGUAUCAAGCGUUGUCGAGCAAAAAGAAGAAGGGAAAACCCCCACCUCGGGAACGGCGGGUGCGGAGGACUGUGACGUCUUCAAGCACUUUGACUCUAGUGGUGUUUGUGUGUUCACGCCAAGAACAAGCUUUUCUGCGUUGACUUGGGUGGGCAGGUAGAGGUGAGCCAUGUGGUGGCCGGCUGAGAGGACUCAAGCCGGUUGCUGUCGAAUUGGGCGGCAUGGCUCCCUCAUGCCGCGUCUCGAGAAAGAAGCAGGGUGCUCAGAGCUCGAGGACCGAGGGGUUGGGGCGCGUCCUGCAGGCUCGUGCAGGAUGUCUGAGGCAGACAAACACACAUCUCUCUGCAACCAAGCCAUUGAUUACCCGAGUGGUCCCGUUGGGACAGGUGCGGCGUGAGAGGCAUCCAGGGCAGGGCCGGCUGUCGCGACGGGGGCCGAUGGCCGUUGAUGCGAAGUCGAUCCGAGUACUUCGUACUAAUGUACAUGCCAGAGUAACUGGCCAAGGGUACCUUUCUGGUCAGUCGCUCUGGAAAGAAGACUCGCGGCAGGGCCACGAGGGCCGGACAGUGCUCGAGGUACCAGGCUCCUUAGUUGAGAAUAGGUACCUGACCUGAUUCGAGAGGCGCCAGUGAUCAACAACUCUAAUCCUGUGCGGGCUACGCAGUAUGACUUGGUCCGUACCGGGAAGGGUGGGCUCGGGACGGCCAGGGCCGCGGAGACCCCACCGCGAUCCACUCUUGGAAGAAGGCUUAAAAAACUUCAGUCCCAAGUCGUUCGUUGCUGCUUGCUGGUGUCCCGAAGCUUCGUGUCUGACACGGCCGCGCGAACCCAACAUGAGCUGCGGAGCGCUGUGGCGGCAGCAGGGCUGAACUCUCGAGCCGUACGUACGCUUUUCAAAAACAGGUCGGACUCUAUUUCGUCGCGGCCGUAGCACCGGCUUAUUGGGUUGCAAAGGCCUUCCCCAUCCGACAAGAUCUGGCGUUGAAGGCAGAGAGGCCACAUGUCCCGUUGACGAUUGCCGUUGCACUCUGGCGGAACGCCCGCAUACAGCAGAAAAACAACAGGCUUGCUCUGCGUUGCGCGUUUCCGUCAACUGGCGGCGCGUCACGUGGCGAGCAUGGCUUGUGCUGGCAGUAAGCAGGAGCAGCCUGCCAGCUUGCAAGGCACGACCCGCCAGAGCUUGGGUCAUUCAUCUGCGGCGUGCUUGACGGACUGUUCGCAGCGUCAACGGACGCCCAAGUGUGCACUUUGGGGUGUUGGGACGCCCGGUUCCUAGCCCGGUGCAUCGGCUGGGAGCGCGGAGUGCCAACACCAAGGCUGCAGGUCGUGCGGAGCCGGCAGGCUGGUGGAGAGGAAGGAGAGAGAGAGAGAGAGAGAGAGAGAGAGAGAGAGAGAGAGAG